Dissoconium aciculare CBS 342.82 is the source of this 1185-nucleotide messenger RNA. RefSeq names its product DDE-domain-containing protein. Gene Ontology annotation, molecular function: DNA binding. Bases 1 to 1185 code for a protein of 394 amino acids. Gene Ontology annotation, cellular component: nucleus. The transcript is spliced from 2 exons. The record is from RefSeq and is a predicted model, not a curated record. Lineage: Eukaryota; Fungi; Ascomycota; Dothideomycetes; Mycosphaerellales; Dissoconiaceae.
AUGGACGAGACGGGUGUAAUGCUGUCAAAGCUGAAUUCGGUGAGGGUUAUCAUGGAUAGAACGAACCGGCACGGCUGUCGAGGCGCACGUGUGAAGCGGACGACCGUGACAGCAGUCGAGUGUAUGAGUGCUGACGGGCGAUAUCUACAUCCGAUGAUCAUCUGGCCCGCGGCCGCCCACCGAGCGAACUGGGUGACUCAUCCUACACCUGGAUGGCAUUAUGCCUACUCCGACAGCGGAUAUACAGACUCAUAUCUCAGCCUGCAGUGGCUUCGUCUGGUGUUUGAUCCGCAGACGAGAGACCGAGCGGGACAGCGACCGCGUGUGCUGAUUUGUGACGGCUUUGGCACCCACGAAACCCUCGAGGUCCUUGAGUUCGCUCUUCAGCACCAGAUCAUACUUUGCCGCCUGCCUUCCCACACAUCCCAUAAACUGCAGCCAUGUGACAUCUCCAUCUUCGGUCCACUCAAAGGAGCAUAUCGUGAUCAGGUAGAACGGCUCGAGCGAGGCGGCAUAGGAACGAUCGGCAAAGAGCACUUCACCAUGUUGUAUUGUCAUGCGCGUGAGAUCGCGUUCACGCCCCGGAACAUCCGCGCAGGAUGGUCCAAGGCAGGUUUGUUCCCAUUCUGUCCCGAAAGAGUGUUUCGUGAUCUGCCGCACCGCGCUGCGCCUCCUGUCAUAGCAGAAUCGGGGAAUGGGGAUGCGGCUGGCCAGCAGGACGCCAAUAUACGAACGUGGUCAAUACCAACCAUUCCAUCCACACCGACAAUACCCAUGACACCUGUAACUCCGGUAGAUCUUGCAGGCAUCACAGCUUUGCGCGAUGUGAUCCGACGCGAUGUACAAGAUCUGGACAGCGGUUCCCACCACCGCUUACAGAAGCAUGUUCAGAAACUAUCAAAAGCUGCUGAAAUUUCUUUCGCCGAGUACGCACUGCUCGAGCGGCGCAACGACUUCCUGCAAAAGACCAACAGCGAAGCUCGGGUACGGCGAUCAACGAGACCAAAAGUCAUCGGAACAGCGAGGGUGAUGAGCUACGAGGAUUUGGAGAGAGCGAGAGAUGAACGGGCACUUCGAGACGCGAGACCGAUCUCAAAGCGCAGAUCGAGUGCUAGGGCUCGUACAAGAAAGACGCACAGAACCGCUUAUUCAAGGACAAGAGGAAUAUCGAGUGCCAACCGCUAG